GAAGCAGGCCAGGCGAUGGAGGGGGUGGGAGAGAAGCUUCCAAGGCUCCUGCACCCCCUAAAGGCCGGGGGGCGUCCCCUGGCCAAGCCCCCCCCCUUCCCCUCCCUCGCCCAGCAGAGCCCCCGCGCGGCCCGGGCGUUGCAACGGCCGAAGCGGCGUCCGCGGGGCGUCUCUCGUGCGGAGCCGCUGCAGCUGCCGGGACCGUUCGGGGAGGAGACUCGGGGAACGGCCUCCCCGCCUGCCUCCUCCGUUCCGGCCCGCCCGGCUGCAGCAGCCAUGGAGCCUCCGCCGCUGCUCGGGCUGCUCCUGCUGCUGCUGGCCGGCUUCGGCCCCGGCUUGGCCGAGCACCGGGCCGACUACGACCGCGAGGCGCUGCUGGGCGGCCAGGAUGAAGUGGAGGAAUUUUCCAAACUGAGCCCGGAGGAGCAGCAGAAGCGUCUGAAAGUGAUCAUAAAUAAGAUUGACGGAGAUCUGGACGGCUUCCUCACCGAAGCCGAGCUGAGUUCCUGGAUCCAGCACUCCUUCAAGGAUUACGUCAUCGAAGACGCCAAGCAGCAGUUCCACCACUACGACAAAGAUGGCGACGGGAGGGUCUCUUGGGAGGAGUACAAUAUCCAGAUGUACGACCGGGUCAUCGACUUCGAAGAGGACACCACGCUGGACGAUGUUGAAGAAGAGUCCUUCCGGCAGCUCCAUUUAAGGGACAAGAAGAGGUUCGAAAAGGCUAACAUGGAAGGCGAUUUGGUGUUGGAUUUUGAGGAAUUUGUCGCCUUUGAACAUCCGGAGGAGGCCGACUACAUGAAGGAGUUCGUCAUCCAGGAAGCUUUGGAGGAACAUGACAAAGAUGGGGAUGGAUUUGUCAGCCUCGAAGAGUUCCUCGGCGACUAUCGAAGAGAUCCAACCGCCAAAGAAGAUCCGGAAUGGAUUGUGGUGGAAGAAGACCGCUUUAAAAAUGAUUACGACAAGGAUAAGGAUGGGAAGCUGAACCCCAAAGAGCUGCUGACUUGGGUGAUGCCCAACAAUGAAGGCCUUGCCCAGGAAGAGGCUGUUCAUCUCCUUGACGAAAUGGACUUGGAUGGAGACCGGAGACUGUCAGCCAACGAAAUCCUUGAAAAUCAAGACCUGUUCCUCAACAGCGAAGCCACCGAUUACGGCCGACAGCUCCAUGACAAAAGUUUCUACCACGAAGAGCUUUAAUUUCCAAAAGCUUUGCCUUCCUUUCAAAAUUAAGAUUUUUUUUUCUCCCCCCCUCUUGUUGUUCAGCUUAAAAAAAUAAUAAUAAUGCCAGUUGGGCAGCAAUUUUACGUGGCUAACGUCCCCUGUACGUUGCCAGUAUUACUUUUGGCGGUCUAAUUUAUAAAAGAAGAAGAAGGAGGAAAAAGAACGGAGAUCUUUAAUGCUCAGAUUUCAAAACUGCUUUUUGAAACGUACUUGAAAAUACCAGGGUAUGACUGCAAAGUAAGCCCUCUUUUCGGUUAGAUUUUCAUUAUUUUAGGAAAGGGAAAACGCAGUUGUAGCUGUCUUGGUUCUGUGGUGUUAAUAGUUUUUCUAUCCUAUUUUGUAUAUUACAAAAUUCAGGAGGAUGAAGUGUUACCUACGAGGUUUCGGUGCCUAUUCCCUUGUUUUGAUGGUAGACGAUAGGGAAAUAUUUUCGCAUUUGGGAAGUAUUCUAUUUACUUGGAUUAAAAUGUUCAAAUGCCA
Molecule: messenger RNA, 1701 nt
Organism: Pantherophis guttatus
Lineage: Eukaryota; Metazoa; Chordata; Lepidosauria; Squamata; Colubridae
Gene: RCN2
Product: reticulocalbin 2
Cellular component (GO): endoplasmic reticulum
Molecular function (GO): calcium ion binding
Source: RefSeq, a predicted model, not a curated record